This is a messenger RNA of Bicyclus anynana (squinting bush brown), 2878 nucleotides long. RefSeq lists its product as uncharacterized. Bases 291 to 1187 code for a protein of 298 amino acids. The transcript has 8 exons. The record is from RefSeq and is a predicted model, not a curated record. NCBI's taxonomy places the organism in Eukaryota, Metazoa, Arthropoda, Insecta, Lepidoptera, Nymphalidae.
CACAGUGUAGCAUCAGUUAUAUAUUUGCGCUCACGUGUGAUUACUCGAAUAUACAUAGUUUCUUAAACUCAUACUAAAAUUUAAAAUUCUAAAAAUUCAUAUUCCGGAGCACAGAAUUCUUAGAAAUAGCUAUAUACCUACUAUUGGUACCUAAUUUAAACAUUAUUUUCGUAAAUAAAUAUAUUUUUUGUGAAUUGUAUUCAACCACCAACUGUGAUAGCUGGUACGGAAUUGAGGAGUUAAUUAUUUAGCUAACAAAUUGGAUAACUGAAGACAACUGCAGUUUAAAAAUGAAAGUUUUAUUUUUGCUACUAGGAAUUAGUGUGAUCGCAGGUUUCGAUCUGGAUGGCUUUAGAGUUACAUAUGGCCCGUUAGAAAAUAUCAAGGAAUAUUUUUUCAAAAUCCCACGUACAGUCGAAGAGGCGAAGAUGGAGGGUUGGUCCUAUGCUGAACGACCUCCUGGACCUUUACAGCAGUUGAAAAUGUACUGCUCGCCUGGAUGGUACAUCUGUCCACUGUAUGCACCUGAUUUCAUCGCUGGACUGCAGAUAGCCCUCCCAGCCGAUGAUUUGUACACUGCAGCGAUUGACCCUAACAAGUGGUUUACCAAGUGGAAGACACCAGCCAAUGGCAGCGACCCUGGGAAAGUGUACUGGACUAUCACACAGUACUAUGUUUCUGAAGAAACCCUGGAAGCCGGCUGUGGUCCACAAGCUAUCAAUGGUUCAACACUGCAAGGUGAUGGCGUAUGGGUUCACGACCACAGUGGACAGCUCAUGCUCAUCCCACGAACCGAAGCUGAAAUCAAGUCAAAGACUCCAUUUACUAAACAAAACUGCAUACCUAGAAUGGGUACCCACUACCGGUACAACAUGACACGGGAGAUGCCCUGCGAAACCCAACUGCCUUGGUUCGCACUCACGAUUGAUGGACAACUAAUCGGCAGUGGUCUGCAGUUCUUUGGUGAUCUGACCAAACCGACGGAAUACAGGAAUUGGUUUGAGAGGAUCAGGAGCACUCGUACAAGUGCGAGGGCAGUUGUUCCGAUCGGACCGGAAUGUUAUUACGACUACGCAGACAAACAUCGCACUUUCAGUCUCCACAUAUACUUCAUGGACGACCCGGAGAAAAUAAAAUGCCGAUUGGAAGAUUCAGCAGAUCCGAGCACUCUUCUCGAAUUCAAUUGAGACUAAUCGAACUAUACAUUUAAAUUUCCGACAUUGUUGAGUGACAGUGGUGAGAAUUUCGAACCCGAGAGCAUUCCCAACUUCAAGAGAUAUUUAAUUUAUUUGUCCAAAUUGUAGGUAACCAACGAUAUUUUAUACUAUAGACAUGUUACGUGCCUACAAAAUCACCGUUAAAAGUGAUCCGAAUUUAGCUACUCAAAUGAACGCAUAGAUGCACAAUUUUGUGUUUACAUUAUAUAUUUAUUAGAAGGCUCAAAGUCACUAAGCGGGCGAUAGAGCGAGCUUUGCUUGGAGUUUCCCUGCGUGAUGGAAUCAGAAUGAUUAUUUGUUUUAAUAUUAAUUUAUGUUUCAAGAUGAAUAAAUGUAGAUUGUAAAAACUUGGGCACGAGGAAUGACUCACUGUAAUACAGUUUAAUACUAGUUUAUCAGUUGUUGUGACUAGUACCUAGGCUUCACACAUCUUUAUAUUGCAAUAAAAUGUAGGUAGGGGAACAUAGCCUGAGACGGCAUAGUGUUUGAGAUGGCAUAGUCGCUAUUUCUCUGUGAUUCGCUAACGAUUGACAUCAACACACACAAACAUAGAUGCCCCCGCGAAUAUGCAGCGACCUGUUCGUUUUCAGCGCGCUAAAACUGUACAAAGUGAAACUACGUCAGUUUGUAUAAAAUUCUGUUGCUUGAAAAAUUUUUGUCAAAUAGUUUUAACUAAUAUCACAAGCUCUGUGCGUGGCAUAUAAGGUAAGUCAGCAUGCAUUUUUGAAGGUCUAUUCAAUGACAUUAUAGGUGUAUUAAUUUGAUUAUUAUAGUUUCUGCUUAAAUUGAGAUGCAAAAAACUUUUGUUGGUUAAGUGCUUAAUGUAUGAGAUGGCAUAGGUGUAUGCCAUUUCACCCAAAAGGCAAUUUUAAAGCGUUUUUUUCCUCAAAACAUACUAGAAUAUUGUUUUUGUAUAAGUGAUUGAAAUAAUUGUCUGUUACAUAUCUCCAAAAUAUCACCAUACAUUUUUUUUAGAAUGGCGCCAUAUAUAUUAACAUAUCAACUAGCCAAUGCCAAGUUUGCCACCAAUGGCGUCACGCGGAAUGCAUCAGAUUACCGAAAACAGCAAAAAAAGUUAUAUGUGAUGUUUGUCUCUAAAUUGUUUCUAAAUUUCGAUACAUACUAACAUGACAAUUAAUUGGUUUUGCACGUUUAACCUUUAUAUGCCAUCUUACCCACUAGGGUAGGGUGAGAUGGAUUUUUGAGUCUUUUUUAUUAUUGAUUAUUUCUAUAAGAAUACUAAUUUGUGUUCAACUUUGGGACUGAUUAAUUAGCUAAAAAUAGAUGACUUUUUAAUAUAGACUGCCUUUUUAUAUCAAUUUCAAUUUGUGCACUUUGAUACACGAUGAUUUUAAAAUGUAUGCCAUCUCAGACCAUGUUCCCCUACUUACUAUAUAUUUAGCUACUUUAUUGUGCCGCCUAUUGUGCUUUUUCUUUUUUUUUCCAUUAUUUUUCUGUGUUGUAUGUUUCUUUGUGGUGAGCAAUAAAGUGUAUUUUCAUUUCAUUUCAUUUCAUUUUUACUUUACUGUUAAAUAUAAUUUUUAUAUGUAAUUUGCACAUGUAAAUAUUCAUCUUUAUUAAUAUUACUAAAGAUUUAGCUUAAGGUACAUAUUAUUAACUGUAACACUUUUGUACAAUAAAUAAAUAAACAAUUAAACAUG